CCAGAAGCGCUGCGCUCAAUGGCGAGGUUGCCCGCUUAGGUAGUGAGGUAUUUUUGGGUGCGCUCGACUCUCGCGGGCACUGCCAGUGUUGCCCCCCUUCUUCCACCCCCUCGACUCGUGUGUUUGUGUGUGCGUGUGUGUGUAUAUUGAGCGGCUAUUUUUAAGUGAAAAGAAGCAAAAAGAGAAAGUGCCAAGGAAAGUGACUCGUUCGAAGACGCCAAGUUCCAUGUGCAUCCUGUGAGGAAUUUUUCUCGAUUUUGUGAAGAAAAAGCUGUGUUUCAACCUUACUCUCUUUUUUUUUUUUUCUACGCGCGUGCCGCUGAUAUGGAAAGCUGUACCCAACGGUGAAGAAGUUCUCUUUCGGAUUGGUUUUGUCGGGAGAUUGGAACUACGGGAUAUUGCCAUGAGAAGUCAUCGCUGCCUGCGUUGAGGCUCCGCUCCGCUCACCGACGCUGUUACAGCGCCAAUUUACCUGCUGCGCAACAUCGUGCAUGAUUCCAUUUUGAAGUCUCAGUUCUCACAGCAGCCAUGGGUAGGAAAAAGAUACAGAUAUCGAGGAUUACAGAUGAGCGGAAUCGACAAGUCACAUUCACCAAACGCAAGUUUGGCCUUAUGAAGAAGGCAUACGAGCUGAGCGUUCUGUGUGACUGCGAGAUUGCCCUCAUCAUCUUCAACAGCACCAACAAGCUGUUUCAGUAUGCCAGCACCGACAUGGACAAGGUGUUGCUCAAGUACACAGAAUACAAUGAGCCCCAUGAGAGCCGCACCAACAGCGACAUUGUUGAGAAACUGCGCCACCAACGCCUGGAUGGCAGUCAGGCCCUGAGCAAGAAAGAACAUAAAAAUUCUAGCAAUGGAUGCGACAGUCCUGAGCCUGAGCCGGAACAGUAUACACUCACCCCACGAUCGGAGGCCAAGUACACGAAAAUUAAUGAAGAGUUUGAGCUCAUGAUGCAGCGGAGUGCUCAGCUCAACGGAUCUAGGGUUCAGUCCAGCCUAGGACAAAGCAUGAGUUCAGUGUCUGGAUACGCAACACAGGAAAGCCUCAUGCAGUCACAAAUGUCUCACCACAGUCCUCGGCCCAGCUCAUCAGCUGGGGCCCUGCUGGACAUGAACGGGGUGACGUCCAAUGGGUACCACAGGCCGGGCUCUCCUGGUAUGGUGGCGGGGUCACCUGGCAAAAGCAGCACCAAAGGGUCCUCGCCCACACGAGCCAACCUUCGCGUAGUCAUCCCUCCAGGUUCUCCCUCACCUACUAAUCAACUGAACGUCGUUUAUUACCCGCAGCACGACCCUUCGCAUCUGUUUCUGCAACAGUCGAUGGUACGCACUUCCAACUCUUCACUCACUACUCCUAUGGUAUCUGUCUCGGCGCCCGGCAUGUCCAGCUAUCCGUCCUCCUUAGCUUCCAGCUUUCCACCGAUACCGAUGUUUUCAGACGACUUCCCUCUGAACCCGGACCUUGGUCUUUCUGGCUUCAACUCCCCUGGUCUGAUGCACAGUUGGUCCGCACAGGGACCUUUAGCUGCAGCAGUCCCUCCGGGAGCAAUGCAGCACUCUAGUAGUGGAGGGGGCACCAGUCCCAAUGUGCUCUCGCAACACCUCUCGCUAGGGAGCGCCACCCCGCCCCCUGCCUCGUCUCCAAUGCCCAUCCGCAUCAAGAGCGAACCCAUCUCUCCUCCGCGAGGCGACGGGCCCUCGAUGCACGGCCGGCCCUCCUCGGCACAUCCAUCUCCGCCGGGGCAGCAGCCGCUCACGCCGUCGACUUCGUCAUCGCCAGAUCCCACAGGAGAUUACGACAACCCCAAACGUCCACGCUUAACCGACGGUUGGCCCACAUAAAGGUGGCCACCGUCGACGGUAGCAGACAAAAAAAAAGUGUGCAUUAUCUUGUCCCGUCAAGAGAGUGGAACAACAUCACGAGCUUGCCAUUUUUUGGGGUGCAUACCACCAUUGUCAUCCUUCCCAAUGAAUGCCCGGUCUUUAUCAAAGAAAAAGGUCAACAUCCUCUUUGAUCUGGCGAUUGUCAUGCGCAUAACACGGAGGUUUCUUUCCGCCGAGAGAAACUCGCUCGGCCGUUGUACAUAAGAGCGACACGCGUGUUUUGACAAAAAAAAAGAAUGUACCAUAGCAAGUAGGAAAAAGAGCGCACGCCUACACGGAAUUGUCUGCGGAUAUUUGCACACCCAGCGCACGACACUCAGAUUUCAUGUGAUCAUCUGCCUUUAAAGAAAUCCUCCCUGCUCCGUAGAAAACGCAUAGACUGGUAGUGUUUUUUUGGCCCGGAAGAGGGAUCACAGCCCGAUAGCCGUAAGUAGAGGACACGUAGAAACCCGUCGACUUUUUGUACCGGAAGCCGCUAGGACACACGUUGAUGGUCCCCCGAUUUUUCCCCACGGGCAGUCGGUCCAAGGAGCGUAGCUUAAAUGUUAGUGUCAUAUUUUUGGAUGACUGCCAGUCGUUGUUGAUCUCCGUGCUCGGGCUUCAGAGAGGCAGCUCUCUUUGAGCAGAGUUGUUGCCCCCCCAUCCUUUGUGUGCGCACGUUCUUUCCUUCCGUUCUUAGUGACAUCACAUGAGAAAGAACUACACCCGUGGAAACUGCACGUGUUUAGUAACCGUAGUGCUUGUGUGCCUUUGACAAAUGAACCAACAUGAAAUACCCUGUACAAUGGUGACGCCAUGUUGUUGGACUAUACAUAUAUAUAUAUAAAUAUAUAUUUCAUACGCAAACGCGUGGGGUUGCACGGCAGACAUUCAACUUUUUACAUUUCACCUCGAUCGCCGGUUUUGAAAUCAUUUUUACAAUCAUUUCUGCCAGUCAAGCUUUUGAGAUGUGUUGCACCAUUUCCUCCUCCUUCUCAAGUAGACCUACAUUUUCAUUCUUUUCUUUUUGAGCACACACUUUUUGCAGGAUUUAAGAUGGGUCGUUCCGUUAGGCCAUUGUCUGUGCAGAAAUCAUCUUAGAGGUUUUUCUGCUGCCAGGUGGUUCCCCCCCCGACACACUUUUCAUAAUUGUUGAGCAUCCUAGCAGACAAAGACCAAUGCCUUAACAAGGUGAGGGAGUGUUUUAUUGUAGAGGUUGACAACUGCAUCUGUAAUGCCAUCGUGUGUGAAAGAUGCAGCAAUGAGGAAGAAUGUGUUUGAAGCUGAUGUAGCCAAAUGCGAUGUGUCGGAAGUAGUGUUUGUGGAGAGCUUUUGUCUUCACCUGUGGCGGACAGGUGUAUCACAUUCUUCCCUCCGCCCAUUCUUUUUCUUUUUUUGUAUUUAUUCUGUUCCUUCACUUUUUUUUUUUUUUAGCCAGGUGAAAAGGCUGGCAUGGCACACAGAGUUUAUAUUGACAAAUGCUGUGCGCAUUUGCGAUUCAAGCGAAAGCAUGCCUCUGCGAGCAUGCUUACAUAUACCUUAGAGACGCUUGUGUUUGUUCUUUGUGUGUGGAAGACGUUAAUAUAUUUGCCGAUUUUUUUUUAAUGCAUCCUGUAUGCACUAUAAUAUAUUGUUGCAGUUUAUGUACUAUGUAUAAAAUCUUGUAAAUGUUUAUAUUCAGCUCUGUAGGUGAAUCUAUGGAUGCUGUGUGCCAUGGGUCUUUUGUAAAAAAAAGUAUGGAAAUGAUGAUGUGUCCUUAGUAGGGUUGUAAAUUAAGACAAUUUUAUUAACCAAUUUGACUCUCUCGAUCACGUUGCUUGUGGUCCGAACAGGCUGUCGACUCUCCGGAACAUGUGUAUGGGGAAUUGUUUUUCUGAUGUUGGAAUGAAAAGUGUUCAUGCCAUUGUUCAUGCACAGUUUUGCAUCUUUUGCAUUGUUGAGAUGCAAUGGCCAGUAGGACUGUUGGACUGUUGCUGUAUGAUCUUUGAUUCACGCGGGAUAUUUAAACAUACAAUGCUCCGCGCGUAAAAAGGAAAGAACGAUUCCACUUUUGGGCUGUCCUGUAUUCGUAUCCCUCACAUUCGUGGUUCCUUUGGUAACUACCACCUGCGCCGAUAAGUAGAAGAUAGGGAGAAACGUGUUAAUGGCUGAAUGAAAUCAGUCAUUACUUUUAGCGACAUGUUUAGCGACACGCAACAUGAUUGGAGCCUUGUGUUGUAGGGUUCGACAUGACAGAACUCGUUUUUGAACUUGCUAAUUCAUCCACCGAUACAGGCACUUGAGGGCGCUAAGAACUGCACAUUCAACGCAGACACUCGCCAUCUUGUGUUCACCUGAAGCGCGAGAAGUACUCCUUCGUUUUACUUUCCACCCGGAAAUCGGCUCUUCCACACGAUAUCUCCAGAUUUUACCCAGCUUUACAGCUCCUGAAAUAAAACCACACUUUUUGCUUCCUAAUUUUUGAAAAACAUGAAACCCCAAAACACAAGGAUCUAAGAACAAUCAUGACCGAGAGGACCGUAACCUUAACAGGCAUGGCUUCCGUUGGAAUGAGUGUCUGUUUGAGAACACAGCAUCAAAUUACGCAGAAAAAUGUUGCUCCCUGGAUGUAAAUUAUGAUGCAAGUGUGUGUGAGAUACCAGACAACACUGCUGCAGUGCGAAUACAAUUAGAUAAGUAAACCAUGACAUGCACAUGGUGACUUCACUGACCAUUACCAUCAUAGUGACUUCAUUGACUAUUACCAUCUUUGACAAUGAUGCUGAAAAGAAAUGCUGUUGGACAAUGGAAUACGAGAUUGAUUAAUGGGAGAUGUAACAUCUUAAUUUGCAACCCUUGGAUUGAGUGUGCCAUAGAGGUAACAAGAGGUAGUCUGCAUAUUCCUGUCACAGGUCUCUACAAAGUAAUAGAGUUUGCAUUGAAUGCUGGCCAUUCAAAAUUUGCGGUAAAUAGCAUUAUGCAAUGGAAGACAAAUGGAACAGUUUCUAGUUUGUAAGCUGCAUCAUCAUAUUUUCCAAAAGCAGUCCCAAAGUUUGAAACCUAACUGGAUUUGACGCCGUUUCGUCACAGCCGCAAUAGAGUAGUCGCAGUGCAGGAUUGAGCGUAAGCUUGAGCUUGCAUGCUUCAAUCAAAGAUUAAACAAGACUCAAUCAAAAGUUUUCAGUGCUCCCUCUUGCACUGAGGAAAUCAAAAGCAUUGUGCAAUACAAAAAGAAAAAAGAAAACAUCAAAAAUGACUAAAAGCUCAUAAUACGUAGUGUCAAAACUACCUCCCUUUCUGUGCAAUAGUGUUUGAUACCUACUUAUAGUCGUGUUCCUUGUUCAGCCUUAUUGUCCCUCAUGCACUAGUACUUAGUGACCAUCGACUUAGCCCCCUAUAAGGGGAUGAGUGCAUGUGGGCACGUUGGGGCAAUGUACUUAACUUGUUCCUUUGCACAGGAAAAAGAGAGAAUUCCUUGUGAGUUGCUGUAACAAGGAGGCCUGUCUUAGCUACACUGCAAGAAGAGAUGUGUGGAUUUAUGACAUGUUCCGCCAGCUUUUGUUACCAGUGUGUCGAACAAGUUUUUGUGAUGUGUUUGCAUUGUGUGCCUAUUGAAAGUUGCACAAAGGCAUUCUCAUUUGGUAGUUAGUCUGGUGACAAGAGCACCUCUCGAUUAUUGAAGCAGUAUUUCCUGGAAUUCGUGGUGCCCUUGUUUCCUGCUGCCAUGUGGUAUUUGUCACUGUUCAUCUUUCCAUGUAGUGACUUAUUUGGCUAGUAUAAUAACUUGUCAAUCAGAAAAUAUAAAUCUGAUCAUAUGGAAUGUGGGCAAUCAUAUUACUUGCAGAAGAGUACUCUGGAUUAUAACCUUAGGUGUGGGCGGUGGGGUUUCAACCUGCCCCUAUCCCUCAAAAUUUCCAAUAGGCCUCUCCCUGUUUGUAAACAAAUGACGUCAUAGUGUUCGACAGCGCCACCAAUUUGGUAGACUUGAACUGCGCUCGAAGCUAGGGGCGAUCAAGGUCGCGCCCGAAAGCCACGGUCUCGAGGGGACUACGAUGGUCCCUGAAAGGGACGCGACCUUCGGUCCUACUUUUCUUUCAGUAGGAGGCAACGCGAACAAGUGCCCAUUCGUGGAACCCCUUCCGAUUUGUUUCGGUUUCAGUCUGUCUACCAACGUCAUGAUGACGUUUCUCAGGUAGAGGUCUAGUGGUGCACCUUCACAUGAGGCUUUUUCUUAAUGGGACUCCUCAUUUCAAAGAUAAGAGCAAGGAGAAAUUUUGGGCCCUUCUUUCAGGGCAGAGGCUGAGGAGCUCUCGCCCAAGUCGUGUCCUCUAUUCUGGACUGAUUACCUCGAGAGCAUUUAGUAAGCCAGGACCAAGCAGAUCCCGCCUCCCGUUCUGCACAAUCAACAGCUUAAAGAUACCAGUUUGUUUAACUGAAGCAGAGCAUAUUUUGUCGUCAGAAUUUGACUGCUCUACUCUGCAGCCGUUAGUUAAUCUGCUCAUAAGUCGGCCUACUGAUUGUGGGUCUUUUAGUCUGCAGCCAAAGUGGGAAAGAUCUUUAUUGCAGUCUGCUGCUUGUAUUAUCCUUGAUGUGUUUGAUGGAAGUGUGCCCAGUUUGGGGAAUUGUCCUGGUAACAAAAGUUAGGUGGAUUCUUUUUUUCUUUUUUUGUCGGAUUGCACGUUUGUCUGGCAGUGUUUGUUUAUUGCUACGAGGAGCCUCUCUUAGCUAGCAGACACAGCAUGCAGUUGUUGUCCUAGUUUUUGCUUCUUGCCAAGCCUAGUGGAUUACCUGGUCGUCAAGAGAGUGUCUAAGCCCAUGCCAGCCUUUUCUUACCAACAUUUGAGACCACACAGUAGCCAAUGACCAAUUUUGAGACUGCACAUUGUGCUGCUUGUUAGAGGAAGUUGGCAGUGUUGAGAGAAAAAAAAACUUAAAUGCAGAUUGUUGUGUACUAUUUUUAUCUGCCUGUGAAAAAAAAAGUAUAUAUAAUAAACACAGUUCAAUA
Ornithodoros turicata is the source of this 6847-nucleotide messenger RNA. RefSeq names its product myocyte-specific enhancer factor 2C-like (gene Mef2). NCBI's taxonomy places the organism in Eukaryota, Metazoa, Arthropoda, Arachnida, Ixodida, Argasidae. Gene Ontology annotation, molecular function: protein dimerization activity; DNA-binding transcription factor activity, RNA polymerase II-specific; RNA polymerase II cis-regulatory region sequence-specific DNA binding. The coding region runs from base 529 to 1842 and encodes 437 amino acids. The transcript has 11 exons. Gene Ontology annotation, biological process: positive regulation of transcription by RNA polymerase II. The record is from RefSeq and is a predicted model, not a curated record.